UAUUUCCGGUCCAAACUUUACCGUCAUAGCCAGCAAUUUGCAAGCAUGAUAUUCUCAACGAGUGUUUCAUUGAAUUGUUAUUAAAUGAUGUCUAUUUUGAGUAAUAUCGCGUUGAUCACGUUAUUCUCUUAAGCGAGGAAACUGACAGUGGGUUUACGUUUAAUUACAAGUGUCCCAGUUUUGUGUAAUAAAUACAAUCUGCUAGCGUCGUUAGCCUGGCAGCUAGCCGCCUACAGUGCAAUGGUGUAUUUGAUGUUUUAAAUAACUUAGACGACGCAUUUAGGCUCGCUCAUGGCAGCUCGGAACCCCUUCACAGACACGGAUACAUCGGAUGAAGCAGUGAGGGCGACUUGUGACGAUGCCACUGCGUGUAAAAGGUUUGCCAUUAGUAAAGGCUACUGGAAAGACCCUUACAUCCAGUAUUUUGUGAGAUCGGUGGGAGAGCGGAAGGCACCUGAAAUCAAUAGAGGUUAUUAUGGCCGUGUUAAAGGUGUCAACCAUCUCCUUGAUGCAUUCAUAAAGAAAACAGAAUGUGAUUGUCAAGUCAUCAACCUAGGUGCCGGGCUGGAUACCACAUUCUGGAGACUCAAGGAUGAAGACCUCUUGCCCAAGAAGUAUUUUGAAGUUGACUUUUCUACUGUUGUGGCCAGGAAAAUACACUAUAUAAAGACAAAACCACAAUUAUCCAAGCCCAUCAUCGAAACCCAUUCAACAGAUUCCUUGCUACUAGACGCUCACAGCCUUGACUCGGAUCGAUAUUGCAUCAUCGGUGCGGACCUCAGAGACAUCGCUACUUUGGAUGAAAAACUGAAGAAGUUCCAUCUUAACCCAGAGUUGCCCACAUUGCUGCUUUCAGAGUGUGUGCUGGUCUACAUGGCGCCAGCUCAGUCAUCCAGUUUGGUUCAUUGGGCUGGAGAUACCUUUCACACUGCCAUGUUCAUUAACUACGAACAGGUGAACAUGAGUGACCGUUUUGGGCAUGUGAUGAUAGAGAACCUGCAGCGACGUCAGUGCACACUGGCAGGGGUUGAGGUCUGCCGAUCUCUGGACUCUCAGAAGGAUCGAUUUCUCAAGUCUGGCUGGGAUCAUGCCAACGCACUGGACAUGGUGGCGGUUUACAGUAUGCUUCCACAGGAUGAUGUGGCAAGAAUCGAGCGACUGGAGUUCCUUGAUGAGAAGGAGUUAUUGCAGCAACUCCUUCAGCACUACAGCAUCUGCUGGGCCACCAAGGACAAGCUCAGUCUGGGUCUGUCACAGUUGGCGUUUUGACUGAAACUCCACUUCAGCAAUGGAUGAGCUGGAGAUGUUUAAUGGAAAAGUAGUAGUCUGGAUUUCACACAUGUAUCAUGGACUUGUUCCACCGCCUCUUCAACGUGCAACAAGCCUUGUGAUGAACACCUGUGAAGAGGAUUUGGUGUUUUGUUUGCUAUCUCACAAAACCCAAUGGAUUUGUUUUAGUUAGUUGCAGACAUGACAAUUAAACCUCUUCACAUUUAA
Molecule: messenger RNA, 1497 nt
Organism: Phycodurus eques (leafy seadragon)
Lineage: Eukaryota; Metazoa; Chordata; Actinopteri; Syngnathiformes; Syngnathidae
Gene: lcmt1
Product: leucine carboxyl methyltransferase 1
Exons: 11
Coding region: 292-1269 (325 amino acids)
Biological process (GO): C-terminal protein methylation
Cellular component (GO): cytosol
Molecular function (GO): protein C-terminal leucine carboxyl O-methyltransferase activity
Source: RefSeq, a predicted model, not a curated record